Vombatus ursinus (common wombat) is the source of this 4044-nucleotide messenger RNA. RefSeq names its product potassium voltage-gated channel subfamily D member 1 (gene KCND1). Gene Ontology annotation, molecular function: A-type (transient outward) potassium channel activity; protein binding. Gene Ontology annotation, biological process: protein homooligomerization; potassium ion transmembrane transport. Gene Ontology annotation, cellular component: voltage-gated potassium channel complex; membrane. The coding region runs from base 945 to 2957 and encodes 670 amino acids. The record is from RefSeq and is a predicted model, not a curated record. NCBI's taxonomy places the organism in Eukaryota, Metazoa, Chordata, Mammalia, Diprotodontia, Vombatidae. The transcript has 6 exons.
UCUAGUGUCGCCCAGGAAGAGGAGGCGGCUGGCAUUCAGGCAUGGGCAGUGGAGAGCUGGGUUAGGCACGGAGAAGGGAAUUGGGAGGCUCAGGUACUGAUCCCCCCCCGACGGAGAGCUAGGGGUUGCCCCGAGGAGAGAACGCAGGCUUGGGGGCUGGGGGCUAAGAAAGCUCCUCACCGGUGUCGGGACCCCUCCCUCCUCUCCUGCAGCCUCCCGCUUGCUAGAGCAGGAGAAGCUGUAGCAGCUGCCGCGGCUGCAAUGGGGAGCCCAGGCACCCCGCCCCCGGGGAGGGGCAAGGGGAGGGGCCGGGAGAAGGCAGCAGGCUGGCUGGGCUGAGGAGGGCAGAGUGGAAGGGGAGCCUCCCUACCACCGCUGCUCCAUCGCCGGCUUGUGGGGAGGGCCCAGCCCCCUAGCCUCAGUCUCCUCCCCUGCGCAGAGCCCAGCCCCAGCCCCACAGCUUUACUCUCUACUCCCACACCAGCACCGGCCGCCACCUGGCCCCUGGCAGUCCCUUGCCCCGGGGAAGAUCCCUGUUCUGCCCUUUGGAGCCGGCCCCAGCCCCAGAGCUUAAGCCCCAAUCCCGGUCCCUUGGCUACGGGGGCCCAGCCCAGCCCCCUCCCCUGCCAGCGCUCAGGCCCCCUAUCUGCAGCCCCUUCUCCAGCUCAGCCUGGCUCUCUGAUCCCCCGAGGCUGCCUCGGCCUCGCUUCUGGCCCUCAGAGCCCCUUCUCCUCUCCGACCCUCACCUGGCACGCAGCCUCCUUCCCCCCUCGGCCCCCUCCUCUCUCUCCUCAGCCCAGUCUGACUUUGGGCCUGUGCCACCUCAGCCUCGAUCUCCUGCAGCUACAUCCUGGUGUUUCCGAGGCAGAUGCCCGCCUGAGUUGGUCAGGCAGUCCUGGCAGCCCGUGCCCAGCCCUGCCUGUACGGGGCUGAGUGCUUGGAGCAUGGCAGCUGGGGUAGCGACCUGGCUGCCUUUUGCCAGGGCAGCUGCUGUGGGCUGGCUCCCCCUAGCUCAGCAGCCACUGCCUGCUGCCCCCCAGGGAUGUGAGGCCCGCAGCGACGAAGUGCUGGUGGUGAAUGUCAGUGGGCGACGCUUCCAGACGUGGAAGAAUACGUUGGACCGAUACCCAGAUACACUGUUGGGCAGCUCAGAAAAGGAAUUUUUUUUUGACCCAGACUCGGGUGAAUACUUCUUUGACCGGGACCCGGACCUCUUCAGGCACGUCCUCAACUUCUACAGAACUGGACGCCUCCACUGUCCCAGACAGGAGUGCAUCCAGGCUUUCGAUGAAGAGUUAGCAUUCUAUGGCAUAGUGCCGGAGCUCAUUGGCGACUGUUGCCUGGAAGAGUAUCGAGACCGCAAGAAGGAGAAUGCUGAACGCCUGGCCGAGGACGAGGAGGCCGAGCUGGGGGGUCCUGGAGGGGCUGGGGCCGACUGGGCCUUGCCACCUGGCAGCCCCUUUCGCCAGCGCCUGUGGCGAGCCUUUGAGAACCCACAUACGAGCACCAUGGCACUAGUGUUCUACUACGUGACAGGCUUCUUCAUCGCGGUCUCUGUCAUCGCCAAUGUGGUAGAGACCAUCCCCUGUGCAGCUGGUGGCCGGGCUGGCUGGCAGGAGGAGCCCUGUGGGGACCGCUUCCCACUGGCCUUCUUCUGCAUGGACACAGCCUGUGUGCUCAUCUUCACCGGGGAGUACCUCUUGCGGCUGUUUGCGGCCCCCAGUCGGGGCCGCUUCCUCCGCAGUGUCAUGAGCCUCAUCGACGCUGUAGCCAUCCUGCCCUAUUACAUCGGGCUCUUUGUGCCCAAGAAUGACGAUCUGUCUGGGGCCUUUGUGACCUUGCGAGUCUUCCGAGUCUUCCGAAUCUUCAAGUUCUCAAGGCAUUCCCAGGGCCUUCGGAUUCUGGGCUACACACUCAAGAGCUGCGCCUCUGAACUGGGCUUUCUCCUCUUCUCCCUCACCAUGGCCAUCAUCAUCUUCGCCACCGUCAUGUUCUAUGCCGAGAAGGGCACCAGCAAGACCAACUUUACCAGCAUCCCAGCCGCCUUCUGGUACACCAUCGUUACUAUGACCACUCUUGGGUACGGGGACAUGGUGCCCAGCACAAUCGCCGGCAAGAUCUUUGGCUCCAUCUGCUCACUCAGCGGGGUGCUGGUCAUUGCCCUGCCGGUGCCUGUUAUUGUCUCCAACUUCAGCCGAAUCUACCAUCAGAACCAGCGUGCUGAUAAGCGCCGGGCCCAGCAGAAAGUGCGGCUGGCAAGGAUCCGAAUGGCCAAGAGCGGGACCACGACGGCCUUCCUUCAGUAUAAGCGCAACAGGGGCCUGGAGGACCAAGACGGUGCCGAAAGGCCAGCGCUGAGCACACGAAGCCGCUCAGCUUUUGAACAGCAACACCAUCAUCUUUUGCACUGUCUGGAAAAGACCACGUCACAUGAGUUCACAGACGAGUCCACCUUCAGUGAGGCACUGGGAGUCAUUUCCCUGGGUGGCCGAACCAGCCGAAGCACCUCUGUGUCUUCCCAGGCUGUCAUAGGCACCAGUGCUCGGGCUAGUGGUCUGAUCUCUUCUUGCUGCCCCAGACAGAGCAAGCAGCGCCGGGCCAUUCGCCUGGCCAAUUCCACGGCCUCUGUUAGCCGAGGCAGCAUGCAGGAGCUGGACACUCUUGCUGGGCACCGUAGCCCAGGACCCCAGAGCCGAGCCAGCCUCAAUGCCAAGACUCAUGAUAGCCUGACCCUGAACUGUGACAGUCAGGACCUGGUGGCAGCCAUCAUCAGCAUCCCCACCCCUCCAGCCAACACCCCAGAUGAGAGCCGGCCACAUUCGCCUGCCAGUGACAGUGGGGAGGGGCCUGGAAGACCCUCUGGGGGCAGCAGCAGCAGCAACAGGGGGGCCCUCCGGAACUCCAGCCUGGGCCCUUCUUACCUUCUGCACAACACUGUCAAAAUCUCCUCCCUGUGACCAGGGGCCUUCACUCUUCCUUUGGGGCAUCACUCUCCCACCUUGGAUGUUUCCCUGUUUUGUUUUCAAAGCCAUAUUUGGAGGGGGCAGAGUGAGGCAGAUGAGGGGCACGCCCUUCUCUUCCUGCCCCAAGCUAUGCAAUGAGAUAUUCUAGUGGUGGGGGGAGGGGGAGGGCCCCCAUCUCAGCCCCUCUUCAACCUCCUCCACCUCCUCCACUGCCCCAAACAGGACAGUUUGGUGGUGCAGUGGAAUGGGGGGUGGGGGCGGUAGGUCAGUGCUCUAAUUCAAGAACCCAGUUGGGGGGAGGGAGAACCCUAGCUCCACUCAUGUCCCCUCUUCUCUGUCCCCCAGAGACAUGGACAUCAUCAGUUGGGAUGGCAGAGGGUGAGCCUGGGGGUCUCCCCACAGCUUACCUGUUCCUAGGACCUGUGACUGACUGGGCCAGCAGGAAGGAACCCAAUUGUCAGGGAAGACUGAAGUGGUGGCCGGUGGCCCUGGGUACCUUGGGAGUAGAUGCUCACCAGCUGGGCUAGCAGAGGCUGACGGGAGAUGUCAGCGACAGCAGAGAUAGCCGGCAGAGGGCCCCUCCACUUGUCUCCCCAGAGCUUCACCAGACUGCUGUGUCCUCUCUCCACGGAUUGCCCUUCUUUAUGUGGAGACAGGUGAUUAGGUGGAAUAGCGGAGGGGCAUGGAGAUCAGCAAGGGAAGAAUAGCAGAAAGUGAGCCACGGGGUCUUCGCCCUUUGGAGCAUAAGCCCAACAUCCCGCCUUCUGGUGCCCCCCCUCCCCCCAUGACAUAGGCCACAAUAGCUCCCAGCCUAGCUGUUUGAUGCGAAGAGCCUCUGGUAUCCCGCCGUUCUGCCCUUGGGAUCCAGCUGAAUUUCUGGGGAGAGAACUAAGGGCCAGGAGGAGAGGUGCUCUUAGAACCUGCCUCGGUUUCCCUUCUGUGUCCUAGAUCCCCUCCAUCAGCUGCCUACUUGCUUGCCUCUUUCCCGGCACGUCUCAGGUUUCCCCACCUGCCCCACGCUCGAAGCCAGUGGCCUACUGGAUGCAGUUUAAACCAAUAAAAACCCACACACAAACAAAAA